Messenger RNA from Salvelinus sp. IW2-2015, 2893 nucleotides. Its product is annotated as mitochondrial proton/calcium exchanger protein. NCBI's taxonomy places the organism in Eukaryota, Metazoa, Chordata, Actinopteri, Salmoniformes, Salmonidae. Gene Ontology annotation, cellular component: mitochondrial inner membrane. Gene Ontology annotation, molecular function: ribosome binding. The record is from RefSeq and is a predicted model, not a curated record.
CCGGGAGGCAGCCCGGUUCUAAAUCAAAUGCAAUCAACAUUCAGCCGACGCAAAACACGCCAAUACGGGCGCCCGGGCGGGAUUAAUCGAACCCCCUCAUUGACGCACCCUGCAGUGUAAAAACCACCAUGGCGCUGUGCAAGAGAGGGGUCCAAUGCUGUGUUACAACGAAAAUACGAUGCAGUUAUCCAUUUCAAGGGAUCUCAACCGUGUCGACAUACACUCCAAUAUUAGCCUACUCCAGAUUAAGUGUAUUAUCCUGCAGGCACUACUCGUUAUCUCAGGGCAGACAAGGCAUAUUUCAGAGAGCCAGUGAGAGGUAUGAGAAAUUCCUUGAACAUCGAUUCCCCCGCCUCUACAUCCUUUAUACCACCUUUGUGAAAGGAUUUCAGCUCAUGGUACACGAUGUGAGGGAAACGAAGAGGAUAAGGAUGAAAAUGCUCACUCAAGAUGUUUCACUCAAAGAGCUGCCCUACCGUGAGAUGGAGACCAUCAUUCUGUUUCGCAAAGACAUGAUAAAAGCCAUUCCGCUGGUGAUAAUAUCUAUCCCGCCUUUUGCCAUCAUUUUGGUUUUCACUCUUAUGUGCCUGUUUCCUAGGCAGCUCCUGAUUCGUCACCUGUGGACUCCGCAGCAGCAGCAGGACUUCCAGAGGUUGUACCACGAGCAGAGAUGCCGAUACCGUGAGAACAUCCUGAAGGGUGUGGCCUGGUCAAUACCUCACAUCAAAGAGUGGACCCUCCGCAGCCAUCUGCUUACUCUUAUCAGCAAGGUGCAGAGUGGGGCUCACCCCAGUGUGAAAGACAUCAGUGCAGUGAGAGGCGUGUUUUCCGGACAACCACUGGGAUUAACAGGCAUGGACUCUGGUCACAUGAGGCUGCUGUGCUCCCACCUCUUGCUGAACCCCUGGCUCCCUGGGUUCCUGCUCCGGCGACGGCUGAGGGUCAAAGCCCUGGACCUGCUUUACUUGGAUCAGGCUCUAGACACACUGGGACAGGGCCAACUCACUGACUCAGAGAUUAGAGAGGCCUGCUAUCUGCGGGGUCUCAAUCCCAGUAGCCUCACCAGUAGCCAGUGUCGAGAGUGGCUCCUCCAGUGGCUUCAGCUGUCUACCCAGCUCACAGAUCCCUAUGCUGCUGAGAUGGAGGAGGCGUACACAGAGCUGUACAGGGAGUUCCUCCGACUGCGCUCACUAUGUCUGAAGCAGGCUGCUCUACUCCAGCAACUCACAGAGACACUGAGGAGACAGCGAGGAGAAGCCCCUGUUCCUGAUGGACAACCCAGCGUAAUGGCAUCAAUCCCAGUCCAGUGCACCCAGGAUGGCCUGGGGUCUCUCCCUGCACGGCCAGAACCCCCAAUGGUACCAACACACAACCCUGCUGCACACCGUGGCGGUAUAGUCCUAUCUGGAGCCUUUGGCUCACUCUCUGAUCUCCUGGAGGGGGAUUUGGGCAGACUACGGCUGGACUUUGCUCAUCCAGGGACAGAAAGGAAUGAGGUCCUCAAAGCRGCCCCCCUCAGGCCUCUGGAUCUACCUGGGGGUAAUAAUGGAGAGGUGGCACCCUCCAGUGUCUCUGGGGACUCGAAGCAAGCAGGUCGAUUUUGGGGUGAUGAUACGACCCGACAAAUGUUCCGGAUGCCCUCGGCGUGUGGCUCCUUCUUGGACAGUGAGUUCCUGAGCCAGACCGGGGGAAUGAUGCUGAUGUCAGAGGUGGCAAUGCAGUCUCAGGUGUGUGACUUCUGCAAUGCUGUGUUCCCUGGCUACACCACCACCAGGGGGGACUUCCUGCGCCAUCUCCACACACACAUCAGCUAAAACUCUGGUUCCACGUUGAUUCAACAUCAUCGCAUAGAUUUUUUGUGGUUGAAAUGACAUGGAAACAAUGUUGAUUCAACAAGUCUUUUCCCAGAGGGUUAUUUUGUUGCCACAGUGAUCAGUAAUUUGCGCCAUGGGCCCUGGUCAAAAGUAGUACACUAUAUCAUAGGGUGCUAUUUGGGAUGCUGCCUUUGUCUUUCACAAUCAACGCAGCGAUGCAAAAGCACACAGCAGAACUCCUCAACGAGCCACCAGAUUGGCAGCUAUAUCUCCCUAUAUUUAGUCUGCUAUCUCAUCAUGGUGGUGGGGGGGUGGGGGGUGCGCAGACUCACAUGGAGUGAAAAGAGGGUGACAUCACAGAUACAGGUGAGUCAUGCAAGCAUCGUUUGUACAGGAUUAGCACUCAGCACAGAACUGGAAGGAACAAACAACUUGACGGCGGUGAUGAUGGUGGUGGUGAUAUUGGGGGGAGAGUGGGAAUGUCUGUUUGGACUUAGUGCUUUUCUAUUAGUUCCCUAAUUGCUGGCAGCAUUCGAAUGACGAAGGCUUAUUCAGCCUUAUCGUACAUUUGACUCUUAUGCUCCGUCAAAAUGGAUAUCCUCAAAAGGAGUGCAACAAAUGGGGCCACAAGAUUUUUAAAACAAUAAAAUAACAUUUAUUGAGAUUUAACAAAAUAAAUAAUUUUCUGUUCAACAUAACAAACUGAGGUUGUUUAAUGCUUGUGAGGCAGGAGGUUACAGUUUAGGUACCUCAUGGUAAUAAUGUGUGCAUCCCAAAUUGCAUUCUAUUUCCUCUAUAGAGCACCACCUUUAACCAGAGCCAUAUGGGCCCUGGUCAAAAGUAGUUCAUUAUAUAGGAUAUUGAAGGCCUUUUGGGAUGCAGAAAAUGAAAUGUCCUUGAUUCACCCUGAUUUCUUAYUCAUCCAAACACCUUUCUUUUCAACAUUCAUACCCAGUAACAUCUGAUGAUGUUUUCUUAAAAAAAAAAAAAGUUAAAUUAUCCAAAACUCCGUUGUCAAAGAAUUUAGUGUUUUAAUAUGACAUACAUACUGUAUAAAAAAAUAAAACAUUGGGAGAUGA